UGUAGAUCACAAUCGGUGCAUUAGUAUCUUUGGCUUCUAGUCACGCUUGUUUCAUGCACAACUGAAAAGUUGGCAACAUGCACGACAUCGCAACAACGGCGAUAAGACGGAGUCUGGAAUAAGUAAAGAUAUCCUAGUAGCAUCUUCGAAGAAUAGCCAGGAUGGAUGGCAAAGUUGACAAAGAGAAGGUCCCUAGACAGGGCAAAAAUGAGUCCGGAUUACUCCUCGAAAUUGUCAUUCCCUUCCUUUUUGCGGGAUGCGGGUUGAGUUUGGCUGGAUUGGUGCUCAAUCACGUCCAACAUUGGCCAGUAUUCCAACACUAUCCGGAUUUUUUUGUUUUGGUGCCGACUCUACUUGGCUUGAAAGGCAACCUGGAAAUGACCUUGGCCUCCAGAUUGUGCUCAAUAGCUGGUUUGGGUCAUUUGGAUCACCCCACCCGAGGGAGACAAACAUUGCUCUCCAAUUUGGCUCUGGUUCAGUUUCAGGGCAUUGUAGUGGGCGGGAUUGCAUCAUUGAUUCCGAUUUCUAUUCGCUUGUUGUGGCAUCACGACCUCACACUGUCCAGGAUCAUUCUGGUAUCGUCUUCCAGCAUUGUAACGGCCUCAAUUGCCAGUUUUCUCUUGGGAGUCAUUAUGAUCGCCGUCAUUGAAGGUUCUCGCAAAAAAGGAUUGAAUCCUGACAACAUUGCUACACCUAUUGCGGCCAGCCUUGGGGAUGUGCUCACUCUAAUCAUCCUUUCCUAUACUGCCUCCGGUUUCAUGGCUCUUCUUCAAUCGUUCCCUAUUGCUCUAGGGCUCAUCAAUUUGUUCUAUUUAGUUAUCCUGCCCUAUCUUUUUAUUCAAAUUACCAAGUGCGAAGAUGCCUUAGCCGUUUUCUACUCGGGCUGGACCCCCGUUUUGAUCGCUAUGCUCAUCUCAAGUUUGGGUGGAAAAGUGCUGAACUUGAGUAUCAAACGAUACCCCCACAUUGCCUCGUAUCAGCCUUUGAUCAACGGCGUGGCUGGAAAUUUGGUGGCCGUUCAAGCUAGUCGAAUCUCGUCCUGGCUCCACGCCUUCAGUAAUCUAGGACAUGAUCCGAAAGACAUGGAUGACCAUGAAUCUGACAAGAUUGAAGCCGACCAUGGCCGUACAGCGAGAAUACUCCUGAGUUUGGUGGUACCAGGGCAUGUGGCCUUCAUUCUUCUUGGGGCCAUUCUCCAAGGCCGAUGGGAGUUGGAUUGGAGCUUUAUCGGCUAUUUUCUCUUGGCCAGUCUUCUGCAAGUCAGCAUGUUGCUCUAUGUAGCUGAGAAACUCACACUUUGGUUAUGGAAGAUGAGAAUCGAUCCUGACAAUGCCAGCAUUCCUUAUCUAACAGCCUUGGGUGACCUUCUAGGAGGCAUCUUUUUGACCGUGGCGUCUCAUCUCAAUGAGUGAAGUCAAGGGCAAGCAGUGGUGGGUAUUCGCGUAAUGGAAUCAUUUCCUGUCAUUCAUCAUUGAAUGAGGACUCUAAUGAGGUUCUCUUGUACCACAAAUGCAUAACGUCCGCCAACAGGAGAAUGUAUGAAGAAACGAAAACAUAAACAUAGGCUGUGUUAAUGUAGCUCAUAAUGGGCUGAGAAUGUAUGAGUUCAGAUCCAUUGGGAAAUAAACAUUUGUGACCUUAAA
Tigriopus californicus is the source of this 1643-nucleotide messenger RNA. Its product is annotated as solute carrier family 41 member 1-like. The transcript has 5 exons. Gene Ontology annotation, molecular function: monoatomic cation transmembrane transporter activity. Gene Ontology annotation, biological process: monoatomic cation transport. Lineage: Eukaryota; Metazoa; Arthropoda; Copepoda; Harpacticoida; Harpacticidae. Gene Ontology annotation, cellular component: plasma membrane. The record is from RefSeq and is a predicted model, not a curated record. The coding region runs from base 162 to 1412 and encodes 416 amino acids.